AUGGCGCCCCAUCGUCGGCGCCAUCAAGUCCGGUGUCUGAUUUCGGGCGCCUCCGCCGGAUCGGUCAUCUUCGCCGCCGCUGUUCUGAUUCUUCUACUCCUGGCACUUCUCUCCUUCCUCGCCCCUCCGCUCCUCGACCAUCCUUCCUUCCCCAGCUAUGGCCAUCAAAGCCGUGUUGGUCGACACUCGUUGAUUCUGGUAAUGUCAUCCAUGUCAUUCCCUUCCCCAGCAUACUGCUUCUGCAAAAAAAUCGGCGACAUUCACCCGUGUUCUAUGGUCUUCUUUCGCUUUUCUUUAGCCCGGUGGAAGCACCAAAACCGCAAGGGACACCGUCGGGGAUAGGAUUUUUCAAGUACCGGUUCGAUUCUUUCCACAUAACUUUUGCUUAUUCUUUUCACUAUGAAGCACUCUCUGAAAUUAUCCCCGCAUUUUUGUGCGCAGAACGUUGGUGGGAGCUUGUUGCAAGAUCUGUGGGGUUCGAAGAUAUCCAAGUAUUUCUAUGGCUGCAGUAACGCCAGUAGUAAAUUUCCAAGUGCGUGGUUUAACUUCAUAUGCAUUCGUUUUGGUUCUUUACUAGGAGAGCGGACACAGAUAAUGCUUCUAAGCUACUGGGCUCUUCUCAACCGUUUCAUCUUUACAUUGACGGUCUGUAUGUGUUCAUUCUUUUCGUUCUUUUGUGUCUGUGAAGGUUCGUAGGGAGCUUUAGGCUCUUUUUCCCUUUUCUUCUUUGUUGUCUUGCGGCACGAAGUAGCUGUCAGCAGAAGGGAUAUUCUUGUGAUUUAUUUUAUUUUUACCAUUUCAAGUGAAGAACUUUAUUCUUUGAAUGCUCUUUUCCUUGUGGGAAAACUCUUUUCUUUAAUGUUUUUCUCAUUAUUCAAUAUGAGAUUACCAAUCCAUGGUUUCCUCACUUCAGCAGCGCAGGAUGUAACACAUUCCAAAAGGUUCUUGAUGAUUGCUACAAGUGGAGGCUUAAAUCAGCAGCGGACAGGGGUAGGUUCGGUUGUCCACUUAUUCGCAUGGAUACCAUCUCCUCUAUCCAAUCAAAAAUGCAGCUCUCCUUGAUGAUAGCUGUGAAACCAGGACGCAUUUAUCGGUUUUUGUUUCAAAGUUAUUAAUACACAAUAAUUUAUUGGGAUUAAAUUUUUAUGAUGAUGAUGAUGAGUGUACAUACUCCUUUCAAAUAAUUCAGUGGAACCGACAAGACAACCAUCCUUUGAGUGGUUAAAUACAAUUAACCUCUCCUUUGCUUUUUCGAGAAAGAGACAGAGAGCCAGGAGAUAUAUAUAUAUGUGAUGCGUUCUGGUAUCCGGUGUUUUAAAUUUACAAUUAUGAUUUUCUCAGGACAGUCUGAGUUAUUUUCCCUGGUAAAUACCUGCAGUCAAGACCAACUAGUUUUCCAAGCGCAUUGAAAUGCUGUAUACACGAUUCUCCUUUGCUUUACUUUGCCCUGUUAUCCAUGCUCUCUGAUUGAACUUACGUUAUUCUUGCUUAAGGAAGAAUUAUGUUUGUCAUUUACUUAGUUUAUCUAGUGUCCCGCUGUCUUUUUUUCUUGCACCUAGCUCGUCCCAUCACUACUGCUAAUUGCGAUUCUUCCAUCAUAUCCACUUUCCUAACAGUCGAUCUAUAUCUAAAUCAGUGGUUGAUAACUUUGAACCUGAUGGAUGAAUUUUUAAUAAAUUUAUAGAAGCACAAUUUUCCUUGAAAAGUGAACAAUUACCUCUCGAUGGCUUGGUUCAUGGCUCAGCUGAUGAAUAGUGCUAUAAUGGUGGCCAUUGACAUGUUCUUUCUCGAACAUGCAAAAAGCCUUCACUGAAACAUGCGUACAUUGUGUUCUGACGAACAUAAAAGUGUGAUACCUUUUCAUCUGUGGUUCAGGAGUUCAUUAAGAGAGAUUACUUUACGAACACCUGAGAGUUGUUCUAUUGUUUCUGAAAAUUUCUCCAGGUUCUUGCUUUCUAUACGUACUUGUUUUGGCCAUAUUGUAACACCUAGAAUCAUAUAUCUAUAGUUCUAUAUACUCGUCUUUUGUAUGUUGAUAUAUAGUUAAUAUGUAGUUAAUUGUAUAUUACGACAUUGAAACUCUUAUUAUGCGUAUUGUGUGGUAUUUAUUUGGAUUUUCAUUUUUGAUUUUCGGCUUUCAUCCAUCCCUUUUUGUGAAAAUCGGUUUGUUUCUAUACUUGCAGUUCUAUGGUAUAGAUCCUGUGUGAAUGUCCAUAUUGUAAUCAUGUUGACUAUUUUAAAUGUAUAGAAGGCACGUGUAAGUUUGAAUGCAUUCAUUAUGAUCAAUGCCUAAUGCAGCAUCACUUGGAGUUAGUGGAUUUUUAAAGUAUUUUCACGUGAUUUUUAUCGUACAGGCAUAUUUGUACUAUCAAUUUGAUGAGUUGGUGUGCAUGCUGAAUGUUCAAAUGUGUGAACUUUCUGAACCACCAAGAAAACCUAACCUGGUUUGCUCACGAAAUUUGCACCUUUUCUGGUCUACAGAUAACAGAUGCUGUUGUUGCAGCACGUAUUUUGAAUGCAACACUUGUUGUUCCUAAGCUGGACCAGAAAUCAUUUUGGAAAGAUUCUAGGUGGGUUUCUAAACGGUCAUCCAUAUCUAUCUGAGCAGAUGGCAGGGAUUUCUCUCAUUCAACCUGUUUUUCUUUGAAAUGGCGGAGGAAAAUUGUUGAAAACAAAAAACCCACCAAAAACCAUGGUUUUGGGGCAUCCACAAUUUUCUAAUUGCUUAUAGUUCUUAUACUUCUAGUGUCAAGAACAUGUGAUCCGGGUUAUGUUUCAUGCAGCAACUUCACGGAAAUAUUUGAUGUUGAUUGGUUCAUAUCAUCUCUUUCGAAAGAUGUAAAGAUUAUAAAGGAGCUCCCAAAACGUGGUGGAAAAGCGUUUGCCAGUCCACAAACAAUGCGCGUUCCUAGGAAGUGUACUCCAAGAUGUUAUCAAAAUCGUGUUUUACCUGUUCUUCUGAAAAGGCAUGUAAGUGUUCAGAUUUCUGGUAUCUUUCCUUCUCACUGGGUACUUCAUUCUAAUCUCGGUGGACCAGAAACAACAUCAUCCACUUCAUUCUAAUCUGUAUAUAUAUAUAUAUAUAUAUAUAUACAGAUAGAUAUAUGUAUAUGAAUUAACCUCCUCCUGAGGUUGAGUCAGCCGAAAGUGUCACUUUUGAAAAGCACAGCGGUCCACAUGCCACAAAUUGUUGACUUCUGGGCUCAUAGGAAGCCCAAUCAUGAGCCCACCAGAAAGCCCAUGAGUUAGAUAUUAGGCUGCCCGGCUCUUGACUUAGCAGAAAGUCCACUUCUUCAUGCUUUCAGAUGCUGAGUCAUCACCUACUUCUUGGCUCCGUUGAUGUGGAAACGGGCUGAUUUUCUUCACUACAAACAUCAUGAAGCCGUGCCCUCAACGUCUUUUCUCUCCAGGUCGUCCAGCUCACGAAGUUUGACUACAGACUUGCCAACAAGUUGGACACAGAUCUGCAGAAGCUGAGAUGUCGGGUCAACUACCAUGCCCUGAAGUUCACGCAUCCCAUACAAGCAAUGGGUGACCUGCUGAUCGAGCGAAUGAGAAUGAGAAGCCAUCACUUUAUUGCCUUACAUCUGAGGUGAAGAUGUGCUUGAUUAUAAUCUCAAAUCUUUCCGCUCCCUUCAUUCUUGCUUCACAAAAUUUCCUGAAACAGUAACUCUCCGUCCUUGAAACUCUCAUAGAUUACUGACUGAGAGAGCUGUGCUUUCAUCUCAGGUUUGAGCCCGAUAUGCUCGCCUUCUCUGGAUGCUAUUAUGGCGGCGGAGAGAAGGAGAGGAAAGAGCUCGGUGCGAUAAGGAAGAGGUGGAAAACCCUGCAUGUAAGAUGGCUUACUGAAUCUGAAACCGUCUAGUCUGAUGUCGAGAGAAACGUUCUAAAAAUGGUGCCUGGUAUCUGUGCCAUGGAAAUGUCUCUGUAGAUCACCAACCCAGAGAAGGAAAGGAGACACGGGAAGUGCCCGUUGACCCCAGAGGAGGUCGGCCUGAUGCUGCGAGCGCUGGGGUUUGGCAGGGACGUCCACCUCUAUGUGGCAUCUGGCGAGGUUUACGGAGGUGAGGAGACGUUGGCCCCUCUGAAGGCGCUCUUCCCCAACAUCCACUCCAAGGAGACUCUCGCCAGUGCGGAGGAGCUCGCCCCCUUCUCCCGGUUCUCUUCCCGGAUGGCCGCCCUGGACUUCAUCGUCUGCGACGGAAGCGACGUCUUUGUUACCAACAACAACGGGAACAUGGCCCGGAUGCUGGCCGGCAGAAGGUAAUCAUAUCAUCCCGAUAAACCCAAAUUCCAGCUAUCAUUAAUCUCUAUAAUCCUUGGCAAUUGAUCUUGAAUUGGCUUUAUUAGAUAGAACAACUAAAACCCGCGAUUAAAAUUUUUGGGUUCUUUAAACGCUCUCUCUCUCUCUCUCUCUCUCUCUCUCUCUCUCUCUCUCUCUCUCUCUCUCUUUCUCUUGUUCAGGAGGUACUUUGGGCACAAGAGGACGAUCCGGCCAAAUGCAAAGAAGCUCUACUCCCUGUUCCUGGGCCGGGCGAACAUGACUUGGGAGGCCUUCGCCGCCAGGGUGAAAACCCACCAGAAGGGCUUCAUGGGCGACCCCAAGGAGGUGAGGCCCGGCCGGGGCGAGUUCCACGAGAACCCAUCCCCCUGCAUCUGCGAAGCCCCCGAGGCCCAGCUUCUGCUCCCCCACUCCCCACAGAAGCGCCGGAGAGAAGCCGGCAAGAUCAAAGUGGAGAUUCCGGUCGCCGUCGCAGAGCCGGCGGAGGAGGAGCCGGAGCCGCUUAACCUGGAUUACGAGGAGAUGGAGGGACAGGCGGCGCCGCUCAACGGGACCCUGGUGGAGGAGGACGACGAGGAUGAGCUGUUGACCAGGGCAGGUUACAUUGAUCUGGAGGAGAGGUUCUCGGACUAG
Molecule: messenger RNA, 4915 nt
Organism: Spirodela intermedia
Lineage: Eukaryota; Viridiplantae; Streptophyta; Magnoliopsida; Alismatales; Araceae
Source: the annotation of a GenBank genome assembly